AUGGAUUUAAUUUGUCAAGGUAAGAGUUCAUGGCCAGAACUUGUUGGGACGCGAGCACAAGAUGCAGCUGAAAUAAUUGAAAGGGAGAAUUCAUUGGUUGCUACUAUCAUUGUGUAUAUGACUUGCCCCGUUCCCCUAGAUUUCAGCUGCAACAGGGUUAACAUCGUGAUUGACUGUAGCGGCACCGUUAUCACUGUCCCUACGAUUGGUUAGGUUAGAAGGAUGACACAUUCCAAAUUACUGAUAAUUAUCUAGUAUGGUACUAUUGUAGUCGGAAUAAUUCAACAAAUAGACAUUGUAGUCGCCAUGUGUUGUACCAAACCUUAAAUAUUAUGGCUAAAUAUGGGGCAAUGAUAAUGUUCCCU
Ilex paraguariensis (yerba mate) is the source of this 365-nucleotide messenger RNA. The record is from the annotation of a GenBank genome assembly. Lineage: Eukaryota; Viridiplantae; Streptophyta; Magnoliopsida; Aquifoliales; Aquifoliaceae.